Messenger RNA from Ipomoea triloba (trilobed morning glory), 2769 nucleotides. RefSeq names its product coiled-coil domain-containing protein 18-like. The record is from RefSeq and is a predicted model, not a curated record. NCBI's taxonomy places the organism in Eukaryota, Viridiplantae, Streptophyta, Magnoliopsida, Solanales, Convolvulaceae. Bases 86 to 2491 code for a protein of 801 amino acids. The transcript has 23 exons.
GACAUUAGCAUUGCCCGAAAGCUCAACGCUUGCGUUUAACGUACGAAGUGAAGUUUAGUCUGAUACUCGGAACGAUAUCGGAAAAAUGUCGUGGUUCAGAUCGGCGGUGAACAAAGCGGUGGAAGUUGGGAACAAAAACAACCUCACUCGCACCGUCAAAAACUACGCCGACAGCGUCGUCCAACAGGCCGGCCACGCCGUCGUUGAGGGUGCCAAAAUCCUCCAGGAUCGCAUUGCAAAUAGAAACUUCAAAAGCUUUAAACAGACUGUUAGAAGAUUGGAAGAAGCUUCUGUUUCCUGUAGGGGACCAGAAAGAAUUCAGUUAAUGAAGAGAUGGUUGGCAGUACUCAAAGAGAUUGAAAAGUUAUCUGAAAAUCCCAUUGAAGAUAAGGAGAAAAAUAAUGAAGAGCAUCAUCCAUCUGAAGAGCCAAAAAGUCCAAGAAGUCCACGAAAACAAUCUAUGGUUUUAUAUUAUGACCCUGAGAUGGGUGGUGCACCAAUGAAUUUUCGUGAUGUUUUCCUUUACAGUCAAGCUUUGGAGGGCAUAUCAAUAUGUAUGAUUCUUGAAGCACCAAAUGAAGAGGAAGUUUCUCUCCUGCUUGAAUUGUUUGGUAUUUGCCUUACUGGAGGAAAAGAAGUUCACAAUGCAAUAGUCAGCAGUAUACAGAAUCUUUCAAAAGCAUUUACAGGAUACAAUGAUGAAGUACUGGCAAAGAGAGAGGAACUCCUCCAGUUUGCUGAAGGAGCUAUCACAGGGUUGAAAAUUAAUGCGGAUCUUGGAAGCCAUGUUUUAUAUUAUGACCCUGAGAUGGGUGGUGCACCAAUGAAUUUUCGUGAUGUUUUCCUUUACAGUCAAGCUUUGGAGGGCAUAUCAAUAUGUAUGAUUCUUGAAGCACCAAAUGAAGAGGAAGUUUCUCUCCUGCUUGAAUUGUUUGGUAUUUGCCUUACUGGAGGAAAAGAAGUUCACAAUGCAAUAGUCAGCAGUAUACAGAAUCUUUCAAAAGCAUUUACAGGAUACAAUGAUGAAGUACUGGCAAAGAGAGAGGAACUCCUCCAGUUUGCUGAAGGAGCUAUCACAGGGUUGAAAAUUAAUGCGGAUCUUGGAAGAAUUGAUGCUGAGGUCUCCAUGCUGAAGAAGAGACUGGAUGAGAUGAGAGAAAAGAAAGAAUCUGUUGGUGAAGUUCAUGAAACAAUUUCCAAAGAGACUGCCCCCACCAUAGAGGCUUUGAAGGAAGCACUUGCACUUAUCCGAGUCUGUUCAAGAUUAGAAGCACUUCUACUGAAGAAGAAAACUCUUAAAUUUGGAGAUUCCCCUGAAAUUCAUGCUCAAAAGGUUGACAAGUUGAAAGUCUUAUCUGAAUCUCUUGUCAGCUCCAGCUCAAAAGCUGAGAAGAAGAUCUCUGACCACAGAGUUCAGAAAGAGGAAGCAUUAAGAUUUCGUGUUUCCAAGUCCGGUGAAGUCAGUGAAAUAGAGAAGGAAAUAACAGCUGAGAUUACUGCACUGGAGAAACAGAGAGAUGAACUUGAAGCACAAUUGAAACAGGUGAAUAUCUCCUUGGCUGCAGCUAAUGGACGCCUUCAAAAUGCUAGAGAGGAGAGGGACCAGUUCUAUGAUGCUAAUGAUCAGAUUGUUGCCCAUUUGAAAACUAAGGAAGAUGAACUAUCAAAGUCCGUAAGCUCAUGUAGAGUGGAAGCAGAUAUUCUUACUGCAUGGACCAAUUUUUUGGAAGAUACUUGGGCUCUUCAGUGCGCUUAUAUGGAGACUAAAGACAAGUUGGCCAAUGAUGAACUGGAAAGACAUGAAGAUUAUUUUGUGAACUUGAUCAUUGAACUCCUCUCUGCUUAUGAGAGAGAACUGAAGCCUUCUAUUGAUCGUAUAGGGAAAUAUGUGGAGAACUUGAGGAGUUUUGACAAAAGGUCAGUGGUGGCAUCUGGUGCGGAUCAUGAUGAUUCCAAGGUGUUGACCCCACGAAAAAAUCUUGAGGAGGAAUACCUGGAUUAUGAAGCCAAGAUUAUAACCACCUUCAGUGUGGUGGAUAACAUGAGGGAGCAGUACUAUGCUCACCAAGGGAAAAUCUCCAGGAAAAAUGAUUCAAAAGUCCAGGAACUUUUUGACAGUAUUGAAAAGUUGAGAGCAGAAUUUGAAUCAAUUGAGAGACCAAUUCUUGAAAUGGAGACUCCAGGCCAAGAGGCAGAGGCUUCACAUGGUGAAAGGCCACAAGAAAAUGUGAUAACUCCUGCAAGGGAGGUGAAAGAGAUUCCUGAAGCCAGGGAAAAGGAGCAAAAUGAACCUUCUGCAACUAAUGUUCAGAAGAAAGAACCAUCUGCUGCCAAACCAGAGGAGGCUCUAGACCCCAACACGGAAUUUGCCAAAUUGGAGUCUGAAUUUGGCACAGUCAACGUGGAUAACUCGGCAGAAGAGGUUGGUGACUGGGAAUUUGAUGAGCUGGAAAAGGAGUUGAGAAUCGAGGACUCUGCAACCCACAAGUAGAAAUGUCACACUAUUUAAAAAACUUAGUAUCCAAACUCUAAAAACAAUGAGCAGUUGUAUACUUGUGUGUGUAUGCUUGGGAGAAAUGAUUCCUAGGCUCAAGGUUCAAACAAUUAGGCCUGGGAAUUGCUUCGUGUAUUCUCUGAAAUGCUGUACCGAGUAUUUGUUUUCAUGUAAAUACUCAAUUUGGUGUAACACUGUGUUUUGCGUAACAAACACAUAGAACUUUCUUCCAGCUACAGAAAAGAAAUCUUUUGUUUUUUCCCUCUAUUGGGAUC